Molecule: messenger RNA, 1834 nt
Organism: Engraulis encrasicolus (European anchovy)
Lineage: Eukaryota; Metazoa; Chordata; Actinopteri; Clupeiformes; Engraulidae
Gene: rbm45
Product: RNA binding motif protein 45
Exons: 10
Coding region: 152-1546 (464 amino acids)
Molecular function (GO): RNA binding
Source: RefSeq, a predicted model, not a curated record
CAUAUCUAUGGUCAGAGAUUUUGCUAUGGUUCUAUGUGCGUCGCGCAGAUGCCUAGAUUUUUCAUUUAUUUACUGAGAUGAACUAAAUUUAACAAUUUACCUACAUUAAUAGACCGAUAAGAACGAUUGCCCGCUUCGUUACCUGGUUAAAAUGGAAGACAACACCAGGCCGUCGUCCUACUUGGACGAACCACCCAACAGCAGGUUGUUUUUGGUAGCCAGCAAGAGUAUAACAGAAGAUAAUAUUAGAGAUCAUUUUUCGACCUUUGGAGAAAUCCAGGACAUAUGGGUAGUAAAGGACAAACAUACAAAAGAGUCCAAAGGUGUGGCCUUUGUGAAAUUCUCCAAAUCCUCCCAAGCUUGUACAGCCAUGGAAGAAAUGCAUGGGAAGUGUUUGGUGGAAGGAACCAAACCCAUCAAGGUGUUCAUUGCCCAGUCUAGGUCAUCCGGAAGCCACAGGGAUGUAGAGGAUGAGGAGUUGACUAGAAUCUUUGUAAUGAUUCCAAAGACAUUCUCAGAAGAAGACUUGAAAGAAACAUUCAAGGAGUAUGGGAAUAUAGAGUACUGCAUCAUCAUAAAGAACAAACUGACUGGAGAAAGCAAAGGGCUUGGAUAUGUGAGGUUUCAAAGGCCAUCAGAAGCAGCCAUUGCCAUAGAGAACUGUGACAAAACUUUUAGAGCAAUCCUUGCUGAGCCGAGAACCAAAAAUUCAACAACAGAGAAUGACUAUUUCGGAAAUUCCAGAGCCGACCAUGAAGCCGGAAUGAGUGGCUAUCCAUUCAGUGCAGACAACAGCAACUACACGUCAGGAGAGCCGUGGAGUAGCAGUGAAAUGAUCACCAGAUGUCUGAUGAUGACUUCAAGGGCGGUGCUCACACAGGAGCAGGUCCACGGUCUCUUUGAUCUGAUCCCGGGUCUGGAGUAUUGUAAGAUCCAGCUGGAUCAGCAUGGCUUUGUCAAAGGACAAGCCAUGAUUCGUUACACCAAUUUAGGCUCAGCUGUCUACGCCAAAGAGAAGCUUAAUGGCUUUGAAUAUCCACCGGGAAAUCGCCUUGCUGUUGCUUUCAUCGAUGAUGGAGAAGACAGGACCAGUCCGGUUGGCAAGAUGGCCAUGCAGCUGGUUGUAGCUCAGAUGAUGUCUAUGGUGUGGAAUGGCCCCUCUGGAUCACAACUCCUGAAGAGCAGCACUGUUUAUGCUCCCCUGGCUACUCCUCAGAAGCACAGACUACAGACCGACGUCAGCCUUCCGUCGGUGAAGAAGAUGGCGCCCUCAGACAGCGUGGCGAAAGAACGCCUUUUCGUCAUCUUUAACCCUUCACCUUUGCCAGUGGAUGUGCUAGAAGACGUGUUUUGCCGUUUUGGAUCUCUGAUUGAGGUCUUCCUCGUGCCUGGUCGGAAUGUGGGUUACGUGAAGUACGCUGACAGGAAGCAUGCCAACGAGGCCAUGGCGGCCAUGCAUGGCAAGGUCGUCAACGGGGUGAAGAUGAGGGUGAUGCUGGCUGACCCACCGAAAGAGGAGUCCCACAAACGCCAGCGGACCUAUUGACGACCAGUGGCAAACUAGAGAAUUAAGUGACAUGACCUGCUACAUGACUGGACGGACAUAAACGAUGACACGACCGCUAGCUACGGACAGUGACUCCUAUACUUUUUGUUCUUGUUGUUGACUUUGUUUCAUUUUUUUUUUUAAGAGCCGUCUGCUCAAAUCUUCUACAGUAGAAAAAGCUAACAUGAAGUGACCUGCAGUAUCACAUAGAGUUCUAUAAAUAUAAAAUGUAUCUGUUGUCCUCUGAAUCUGUUCUCAAUAAAAUAAAAUAAAACAUUUAAAAAGCCA